Messenger RNA from Gadus macrocephalus (Pacific cod), 7843 nucleotides. RefSeq names its product chromatin remodeling regulator CECR2. Gene Ontology annotation, cellular component: CERF complex. Gene Ontology annotation, molecular function: protein binding. Gene Ontology annotation, biological process: chromatin remodeling. NCBI's taxonomy places the organism in Eukaryota, Metazoa, Chordata, Actinopteri, Gadiformes, Gadidae. The record is from RefSeq and is a predicted model, not a curated record. The coding region runs from base 243 to 5030 and encodes 1595 amino acids. The transcript is spliced from 19 exons.
UCCUCUCUCGGACUACCUCGCACGUACGCGUAGCGCCUCCCCCAUCUGUUCAGCUCCUCAGAAAUUGUGAUUGAAACAGAUUGUAGCGCUCCACGGUCGCAAUGGCAACUGCCUGGAUGGAUCGUCAACAGCAACUUUCGUCCUAUAUAUGAGAUACGUUUGACGUGGCGGGGAAUUAAUGACCAAUCGAAGAACACCUAUUCUAAUGUGAUGAACAAAGUUUGACAUUUUCCAGUACGAAAAUGUCCCAGGGAUGUACAAUUUCUGUAGAAGAGAUCCAGUCCUGGUGGGAAGUACCCGCCAUAGCGCACUUCUGUUCGUUGUUCAGGACAGCGUUCAACCUUCCAGACUUUGAAAUAGAGGAGCUGGAGAAAGCCCUGUCGGAGCAGGACUUUGAUUUCCUGGGUGACCUCAUCGCCUGUCUUUUACAGGGAUGCUACCAGCGCAAGGACAUCACCCCCCAGGCCUUCAGCGGCUACCUCGAUGACAUCAUCAACUAUCGCUGGGAGCUGGAGGAGGGCAAGCCCAACCCCCUGCGGCAGGGCCCCUUCCAGGAGCUGCCCGUCCGCACCCAGGUGGAGCUGCUGCACCGCCUGUGUGACUACCGGCUGGACGCCGCCGACGUCUUUGACCUGCUGAAGGGCCUGGACGCUGACAGCCUGCGGGUGGAACCCCUGGGGCAGGAUGGGAGCGGGGCCCUCUACUGGUACUUCUAUGGCACGCGCAUGUACAAAGAGGAGCCCGUCAGAUGGAAAGCAGAGCCGCUCAGUGAACCGCCUGAAGGGAACCCACCGGAGAAGAAGAAGAAGAGGGGGCGGCCCCCGAAGAAGAGGGUGGAAGACCUCCAGCUGAGUGAGGCGGAGAGCGAGGUUCAGACUGACACCGCCCUGGACAGCCCCCCCCCUGGCACAGACCGCCAGAGAGGCUGCUGGUCCCUGGUGUGCGACACGGAGCCUCAGUGGGUCAGUCUUGCGGAGAGCAUCAAGGACAAAACCUCCCCGCAGGACCGCCAUCUCCACCGCAUCAUCAGCCAGAACUUCCUGCCAGAGAUCAGCAGCAUGAUUGAGCACAAGGAAAAGGAGCAGAAGCAGAAGCUUCUGGAGCCCUCACCAAUCCGCGCAUCCGGGCGCCACUCCGAGAAACGGAUCCACCAAGAGGAAGAGGACGACCUGCCAGCCAUGGCCGAGGUGGACAAAAGGAAGGACGGGGAUUUGGACCGGCAGCUCCUGUUGGCGGAGCAGCGGCGGGAGGACGAGCGCUUCCUGCAGGAGGAGAGGCAGAGGGAGGAGCUGGAGAAGGUCAAGGCCGUGGAAGAACGAGCCAAACGAAGGAAGCUGCGGGAAGAGAAGGCCUGGUUGCUCUCUCAGGGUAAAGAUCUGCCCCCAGAGCUGAUGAAUCUGGACCCUCACUCGCCCAUCCGCAGGUCGCGCAAGACCAAGGAGUUUUAUGAAAUCGACGAUGACUACACUGCGCUUUACAAAGUGUUGGAGACCCUCAAAGCGCAUAAAGACUCCUGGCCCUUCAUGGAGCCUGUGGACGACUCCUACGCCCCCAACUACCAUGAGCUCAUUCAGACUCCCAUGGAUCUGUCCACCAUCGAGAGGAAGCUGAACGAAGGCGACUACAUCGCAAAGGAAGAGUUUGUAACCGACGUGAAACUUAUGUUUCAAAACUGCAUGGAGUACAACGGGGAAGACAGCGAGUACACCAACAUGGCGGACUCUCUGGAGCGCUGCUUCAGCCGCGCCCUCCUGAAGCACUUCCCCUCGGAGGACGGCGACACGGACGAGGAGUUCCACGUGAGCGGCGAGGACCGCGAGCGCAAGGAGCGCAAGCGCAGCCGCGGCAGCAAGCAGCCGGGGCCCGACAGCCUGAUCAGGGCCACGGAGCAGGCCCACCGCAAGCGCAGCGCCCCGGGGGGCAAGGGCAGCACCCCCCCCGCCGAGGAGGAGGGCAAGAAGCCCGGCCGGCCGCCGCCCCCGCCCCACUGGGCCACCGGGCCGCCCCAUCACCCCCUGGGCCCGCAGCACCUGGGCGGCGGCGGGAUGUACCGCCCGGGACCACAGAUGCAUGGACCUCCUGGCCCCCACGGUCCGCCCAUGUAUUCCCAGAGGAUGGUCAUGGACCCCCGCUUUGCCUACUCUGCUCAGGGGGCUCACAUACCCAGGCACGGAGACCCCGGUCUGCAUCGCAUGCCGCACAACUUCAGCAUGCAGCAUCACCUGCGUGACGGUCUGCAUGGGGGUCUCCGAUACCCCAUGGGUCCAGACGCCCACCAGCAACAGCCCCAGCACCAACAGCAGCACCCCUACGUCGGCCCCACGCACGGGCCCUCGCUAGGCCCGCGCCCUGUGGCCCUUCAGCCCGGGCCCCCCUCCGAGGCCAGCAUGUACCCGACCCGGCAGCGGCCAGAGGGGCACACCAUGCACCCCCUGGCCAACAGAUACCCCAUCCCCGAGGGCCCCCCGCAGCACAAGUACCCGGGCUUCGGGGCCCCCGGUAUGGGCCUGUCCAACAUGUGGCCCGGUAUGCACCACCAGCCCCAAGAGAGGCCGCACGGGCCCCACAUGCAUGACCCCAACAUGGCCGGCCAGCCCCAUUACAACCAGGGAGGGGUGCCCCCGCCGCUAGGACAAAAGCCCUGGCCAGAGCCCGCCGCAGGAUACCCCCACAUGCCCGCCCCCAACGCCCAGUACCGAGUGCCCCCGGCCGGGAGCUCCCUCGGCGGCACGGCCCCCCAGCCCGCGCCGCACCCAGACGCUGGCCGGCGGCGGCUGGCCUCCAUGCUGGAGAGCCCAGAGAUGCUGGCCCUGCAGCAGCUGUCGGCCUCCUCCGGACCCCCCGCGGGGCCCCCUCGCCAGCACAUGGGCACCCUCCAGCAGCAGAAGCCCGGGCCCCCGUCAGCAGUUGGCAGCGCCCCAGCAUACGCCCCCCGGCCGCCCCCCCCUCCCCAGGAGGUUCAGCUGCUGCGGCCCGCCAGAGACAAUGGGCCAGACAGACGGCCUCCCCAGCAGACGGACACGCCGCUCAGAGGAGGAUCAGCUGAAUCUCAAAUGGCGGCCAAACGCAACGACCCCACGACCCAGGUCUCAGCACAAAUGACCUCUCUGUCCUCGGACCACGAGGGCCGGCCCCCGCUCGGCCCAGCAGAGUGUGGUCCUCCUGGGGGAAUGCACGGCCCUCCAGGGCCCGGCUGGGGCCGAACCCCGGAGCGUCGGACCGCCCCGGGACCCGCGGCGGGCCGAGCCCAGGAGUCGGACUACCGGGGACAAUCCCACAGCCACGAGGCCGCCCAGCCCGCCAACCCAGCCGCCGCCUCGGCCCGCUACGGCAGCAGCAGCAGCAACAGCAGCCCCGUCCACCCCAGCACCGCCAAAGACCCCGAGCACCCACACAGCCAUCCCCAGCACCGCAGCCCUUCAGACCGGCCGAACGCACCUCAGCACGCCCCUGCGCCCGUACCAGAGAGGACCCCGCCACACAAUCUGAACGGACGUCCUCAGAGCCGGGGACACCAGGACAGCCCCCAAACCCUCCAACAGCCACCCCACAACGGCGCUCACUACCUCACCUCGCCACAGCACCCCCCCCAGCACGCGCCCCAACAGACCAGCCCUGUGCACGGGAUGCCCCAGGGGGGUCCCCGGCACCCUCCGUCCCAGCCCGUCCCUCUCACCUCUCUGCCCCCCAGCCACCCCAUCCCCCAGCUGCCCCCCCAGUCGAGCCCUGCCGACCGCGGGGAUCAGAGGCCCUCGGAGCCCUCUGGCCGACGGGGGGACCCGGGCGGCCCUGACUCCCCCCAGCGCAGCCUGCAGCCCGCGGACCGCGCCGCGGGCGCGUUGAAGCAGCAGUGCUACAGCCCCACGCCCCACCAGACGCCCCUGGCAGGCGGCACCCACGGGGGGCGGGCCGUCCCUCGACCCGCCCCGUCCGGCCAGCACCCGGCGAUGCACCCCCAGGGCCAGGGGAACGGACCUAUGGGGCAGUACGGCCUGGCCAGCCCCCCGCACGCACACUACGGCCAUCAGAACAUGGGCAGGCCCAUGCCGCCGGCUGCCCAGCACCCCUACCCCAACCAGACCAUGAACCCAACCCACUACCCGGCCUACCACCACCACCAGCAGGGAGGCGCCGGGUACCCCUUCCACAUGGCGGGCCAGCAGCACCCGCAGGCCCACCCCAACAUGUACCCCCAGUACCAGCAGCAGCAGCCCUACUACGGCCAGCCCCAGGCCCUGGCUCACGCUCAGCCCAGCGGCCGGGGGGGGUACCCCUCCGAGGACUGGCAGCGUGCUCAGUACCAGCCCCGCCACCCCAUGGCCCCCGCCGCCUACGUCCCCAUGGCGACCGCCGGGGCCACCGCCAGGCCCGUGGAGAGGGGCAUGUCGCCGCGAGGGCCCGAGGCCCCCCCCGUGCCCCUGUCUGAGGCGGGGCCCAGGCCUCAGUCCGGCGGCGGGGACUCCGGGGACGGUAAAGAGCAGCUGUGUGGCGCCGGCAGCCCGGCCAGGCAGGUCCGGCCGGAGGAGAGCACGGAGCGGCCCGAGAGCCCCAAGGAGAUCCUGGACCUGGACAGCCACAACGCGGCCGCCCGGCGCCGCAGCCUGCAGCAGCAGCAGCAGCAGCAGCAGCAGCAGCAGCAGCGCCAACCCACGGCGGCCGCCGCCCACCUGGCCGCCGGCUUCAUGUACGACCCCCGCGCCGUGCACCCAGGGAUGCAGCAGGGCGGGGUGCCCCCACCCCACAUGCUGUCCCGGGCCGGCGGGGGCUCGCCCUACCCCGGUCAGCCUUAUCCCAGUCCCUACGCCGCCCAAAGACCCCACCCGCACCUCAUGGAGGCCCUGCAGAGGCCCCAGCAGCUGCCCUACUCCCCAGGGCAGACGCGCAUGGCCGUGUACGGACACCCCCAGGGCGGGGGGCACUUCCAGGGCAUGAUGCUCCAGCAGAGGGGGCUCGCGCCCGACCACUUCCUGCACCCUGGGCAGCAGAUGAUGGCUGCUCCUGGUGCCCCGGGCAAUAAGCAGGGCGUGUGAGAAGCCCCGGCAUGAGGACCGUCGCUGCAAGGGAGACGGCCAAGGAUGAGCAGCACACUGCCAAACGGAUGUUACCAUGUGUUGUAACUCCUACAGAAGUCCGCCGUGCUGCACGCUGCUGUUGAGGACGGCUCUGCAGUGAGAAGUGGUUCAACAUGGAGUCCUGUUGUUCAGGGGUGUCUUUAAAUUCAUCAUUGGGCCUGGUGGAACAACAGAGGAGAGCGCUCCCACCUGAUGGAUCACUGUAUCUGAAACUAAACAGCUUAAGUCUCCUAACUGUCCAGUAAAGGGAACGCAAUACACCCUUUGAUUUCGUUUUUGUUUUUCUAGAGACUCCGUAGAAUGUAUGAUUUUACUGCUGCCUGUGUGGAACCUUUUUCGUUAAAUUUAUAACAGUGGGGCAAAAGGAUGGAUAUUGCUUCCAUGCCAGAGGAUUUUCAGCUCUGGUCCAGUACAAUGUGACAGUGUAAAGACCCUCUCAUGGAUAUUUAGGGUCUGCCCAUGGAGCUGGCCAGGGCUGUGCAGCCUGUGGGACUUCAACCCCAGGUUCUGCCUCGCAACAGGACAGAGAGCUGUUGCCAGUAACUACUGGAUCACAGUCGGUCAGGACAGCAUAGAGUAGUUGUAGAGUCACACUGGACGGCCCUUUACUCUUCACUGGACUGUCUUGUCACCUCGAUCUAAAAUUGGCUUACUUGCCUUUUUUGAUAGUUUGUUAGUUUGUCCUCCAGAGUGUGGCUGCUGGUCUGGAGCAGAGGACGUGUUGUUGUUGAACUAUUAUUUUUCUUAACUCAGGUCUAAGUAACAAAACAUGGAGGUACUUAACAACCGAUCUCUGCCGUCCACAGACGUCGGCCUCGCCGGAAGCCUUGGUCUUUGUUAUUGAAUGUAUGUAUGUGUGAAUGACACCAGCCUUUAAUGCGACGUUAAGAUGAUUAUCGCUCGCAUUAAGCAAACAAAACUGUCCCAAGCUGAAGGGUCAUUUUCACCUGGUCCAGUUUCACCAGAGUUAAACACAUCCUCGUGUGUGUGUGUGUGUGUGUGUGUGUGUGUGUGUGUGUGUGUGUGUGUGUGUGUGUGUGUGUGUGUGUGUGUGUGUGUGUGUGUGUGUGUGUGUGUGUGUGUGUGUGUGUGUGUGUGUGCGCGCCCCUGCCCUACCCCUGUGGUGCCAUGUUCUCGUCGUAAAUAAAAUAAAAAAGGAUCCUUCCGAUGCGCCCUCUGCUUUGAGUUCCCCCCUGAACCUGCUGGGCCCAGCCUGAUGUAAUAAAGGACAUUAUUUUGGGUGUUUCAUACACCGCCCUGCAGGGUUGUUCAGCCAACUGCUUCUGUUCCGCUCUCCCCUUUUUAUAGCUUAAGUAGAUCAAUAAUAAAUCCUCAGGGCGUACAGUUUAUCUAUACGGGUAUUUUUAUUGAAUUGGUCGGAGCAACAAUACGAUGGAACUCGGACUUGAUUGAAGUGUGGAACCCAGUGAUUACAUAUGUAGGGUUGUGUUCAUGUGUUCCACCGGGCUCCACUCGCUGUCAAUGGAUUUGUGUGUGUGUGUGUGUGUGUGUGUUCUCUAUGUCGUUGGCUCGAGUUUGAUUUGAACACUUCACCUGCAUCCGUUUUUGAUGCGAGGUGAUUAAAAUGUAAGGAAAUCCACUUUACUCUAUUACACACAAUGGUAGCCUUAUGUUGUCACACUUUUCCUUUUAAGUUGGAAUGCAAGAAGCACCUGAUGUGCUUUCUUGGGAAACAGUCGUCCAUGCACCUUGUCCCAGAGGUGCAGUGAAGAAUCUACCUCAUAACGCCGCUUGGCAGUUCCUGGCCCCCACCGAAACCAUCCACUUCCUUGUUUGUUAUAACACAGUUGCGCAAGUCAACACUUCUGCAUUGGCCUGUCAUUUAUAUACACUAUAGCUUAAAAAAAAAAAAAACAGUACAGUCUCUUCCAGUCAACUGUCUGUUGCAAAUAGCUGCACUGCUGUCCUUCAACAAAGCAAUGUGGGAAUUGUAAAUGAUGUGACACUAUGUCAGGAGCAAUGCUAUCUUCAGCACUCCCUAUUGUAACAUACAAGAUGGGGAUGAUGUGUGUGCAUGCCUACAAGGGGACCAUCAGGUGGCGAGGUGGUGAAUAUAUAUAUAUAUUUUGCUGUACAGCUGGCGAUCUAUUGAUCUCCAAGACCGACUUCUAGAACCUAAAGACACACGAGAUAUGGUGGAAAUCGGUGGACCAUUUAAUAGUUGUAUUGCCGUACUAUACUAGUGCUGCAAAGUCUUGACUUUCUUGCCUGAAUAGGAAAGCGUUGCAUUGUGGGCAUAAUAGAGUUGGCCUUAUUCAAGGCAAUGUCUUCACUUGGGCUGUCUAGUGUAUUAGGGAUGCUGGGGUGUUCUUUGUUUUUGGGGAAUCUUUCAGAUUGUGAUAGUUGUGAACUUUACAGACUGUUUGUAAUGUUGGUGUGUAGACUUUGCAAAUGAAGACUGGUAGUCUGCAUACAAUCCCCACCUCUCACCUUUACUCUGCUGUCUCAGCACUAGUGAAAAGCAUGUUUAAAUGUGAAUCCUAUUUAUUUGUUCAUUUUUUUUUUAUGAAUUUUUGUACAUUUAUGAACUCGUUUUUAAUAUAAGUGAUGUCUGUUUGGGGUUUGUUUUCUUUGGAGAAGUUUACUUUUACCUCAGUAGCAUGGCAGCAUUGGAAGAGGCCCUGUAUGUUUAUUUCUUAUGUGACGUUUACAAGUUCUUAUCUGACUGACAUAGAUUAUUUUGGAAAUGGACCGAAGUGUUUUCUAUACUGUACAAUUCUUAGAAAUAAAAUACUUUUUCUGAAUAAGAA